GAUAUGGCAGGAAGGACAAUGAUGAUGGUCUCCGGCUUUGCUAUAUGUGCGGUAAUCGUUGGAGUGGUAGUGGGACAGCUACCGAAUGUGGACCGUGUCCUCGGCGAUGAAAUCUUUGGCUAUCCGGUCGACGAGGCAAUCAGUCCGCAGCUGCAAAAUGCACGCAACCGUACACCUAUAUUUGUGCCGCAUAAGUGUGCAGAAAACGAAAUUCUCUAUCCAGGCGACCACAACAAUGAUUGGGUCUGCGAUUGCCGACCAGGGCACGUGUACUAUCCGAAGGAAAACAAAUGUUACUCUCUGUUCACGAAGGGUUUUUGUCAGCAGGGCGAGUACGUCGAUGUUAUGCGGCCAUCGUUGAUUGUGGGUUGCACGAAAAACAGCUGCACCGGUCGAAACAUGGUACCGUACAAUGGCCAAUGCGUGGAGCUGUAUCGUCACAAUAAAAUCUGUCCGUUGGUCGGACGCACCUAUUGGGUGAUUGGAGUCAACGCCACCACACUGCAGCUAGAGUGCGUAAAGAGUGUGCCAAAUGAUGUGGCUACGUUGCAGAACCGGCACCAGGAUGAGGAUACGGCUGCUUCGGUCGAACCUAUACUGUUUGAGGGAGCGAACCGCUGCUCGAACGGAACCCGUACUAGGUACGAAGGAUUAUGCACACCACACAAAUUUGCGGAAGAAAAACAUUUGCAGGAAAAUAUGCCGAAAGUUGUGGUUAUUUGCGUGGCCUUCUUGCUGGCCACCGCCAGCGCUGCACUUGCCGACAACGGAAUAGAAGAGUUUGACGAUACGGCCCGCUACGCGAUUGAGGGUAAGGUGUAUCCGCCGGAGCUGUUCGGCGAUGCGGACCUUUCCUGGCAGCUCGACACACAGAUAUCGAUCAACGGGGGCGAGUACAAGGGGUUUCUGCGGGAGGACGGCACAUUCGUGAUUAGCUCCGUACCGUCCGGCAGCUAUGUGGUGGAAAUCAUCAAUUCCGACUACUUUUACGAGCCAGUUCGGGUGGAAAUCAAUCCGAAGGGCAAAUUCCGGGCCCGGAAGCUGAAUCAUGUGCAACCGUCGCAAGUGUUGCAGCUGCCGUAUCCACUGAAACUGAAGGCCCUGACCCGGUUCCGGUACUUCCAGCAGCGUGAGCAGUGGAAAAUCACGGACUUCCUGUUCAAUCCGAUGGUGCUGAUGAUGAUUCUGCCGCUCGGCAUAAUGCUAAUCUUGCCGAAAAUUAUGAGCGACCCGGAAACGAAGAAAGAAAUGGAAAAUCUCAACCUUUCGAAGAUGACGAACGAAAUGCCGGAAUUCAGUGAGAUGAUCACAUCGUACUUUACGCGCGGCUCCGCUACGGCCGCAGCGAAUGUUGCGAAGGAGAAAGAAAAAUCUAAACCCAAGCAAAGCAAAAAGAAAAACUAAAUGCAUUUGUCCGUCGUUCCUAGGGUUGUGUUUUCGGCAGUGUGUAGCCAAAAAAUGCGAUUUUUAGCCUGUACUACAGCAGUUUCGGAUAGGUGGAAAUAAACGUGACUAAACAUGGUGAUAACGAACCUUUUUGAUAUCUAUUUCUCGGAACAGCAAUGUUAUGCUUCAAACGUGGGUUUAAACGGGUUCGUGUCGAGCAAUUGUUUGUUGCUCUAUUUUUAUCCCGAACUGCUUUUUGCACAAUAUACGUCUACUUCCUUAAGAAAAUGCUCUAGGCAACGAUUGAACUGUAUCCUAUUACAUCGAAAGAUGUCAUCGUUUGGCUUUACGCCCUGAAAUAUGAAGAAUCUCGUUUUGCGCAACGUGGAGGGUAGGUUGUUCACUAUGUUAACACCCUCACUCUAUAGCCUAAGUCGAAGUCCGUUGGGAAAAUAAAAUGCUCCAUCCAACCU
Anopheles cruzii is the source of this 1859-nucleotide messenger RNA. RefSeq lists its product as uncharacterized. The record is from RefSeq and is a predicted model, not a curated record. Gene Ontology annotation, cellular component: EMC complex. Gene Ontology annotation, molecular function: carbohydrate binding. The transcript is spliced from 6 exons. The coding region runs from base 4 to 1404 and encodes 466 amino acids. NCBI's taxonomy places the organism in Eukaryota, Metazoa, Arthropoda, Insecta, Diptera, Culicidae.